GCAGCCCAAGCCCGUGGGCGCGCGGCCAAAACCCCAGCCAAAACCGCCGCUUCUCGUCUUCUCUCCCGUGCUCGCGGCAAUCAUAGUCGCAACCGAAACGCCAACGCGGCGCCCUCCUCGCAACGCCACCCCGCAACGCCCGCUCGUCCGAUCGCCCUGCUGCGUUGAUCCAACGCGGCCGGCCACUUGAACCCCGAUGGAGCUCGCCGCCGGGAAGGGGGUGGCCCCGCGGCUGAUGGCCGCCAGUCUCCUCCCCAGACGCAGCUGGCGAGUGCGCGCGGAGGUGACCGGGGUUGGCUGGGUCCGUCGCGCGACCGCGCCGAGGCUCUCGCUGCUCCCCGCCGUCGCGGGGGGAGGCCACUUGCUUCCCAGGCACGUCGUUCGCUCAGGCCCAGCAGGCGGCACACGCGAUGGGGGGUUCAGCGGCGAGGAGGCCGAGGGCGACCGACCGUUCCCGGCGCGUGCGGCUCCCUCGGAUGACGUGAAGGAUGCUGAUGCCGCAAACAAUUCAGUUGGGGAUCAUCCUGGAGGAAUUAGGAAGGAACUCAUGAAUCUGGCUGUACCGGCCAUAAUUGGGCAAGCAAUCGAUCCUGUGGCGCAGUUACUGGAGACCGCGUAUAUUGGCCGUUUAGGUCCGGUGGAGUUGGCUUCAGCUGCUGUUGGUGUGUCUGUAUUCAACAUUAUAUCCAAGCUCUUCAACAUUCCGCUCCUAAGCAUCACAACUUCGUUCGUAGCUGAAGAUGUUUCAAGACUUGAUUCUUCACAGUCUGCUUCGGGAAAUAUAUCGAGCGAGAUUGGACAAAGGAAGAGGCUGCCCUCCAUAUCUUCUGCUAUCCUCUUGGCAGCUGCAAUUGGUGUCGUUGAAGCCUCAGCUUUGAUUCUGGGGUCUGGAAUACUCCUCAACGUCAUGGGUGUCUCCCACGCAUCAGCUAUGCACAAUCCAGCAAGGUUAUUCCUUGCUGUAAGAGCACUUGGUGCUCCUGCUGUUGUAGUUUCUUUGGCUAUUCAAGGUGUCUUUCGUGGACUGAAAGAUACAAAAACACCUCUACUCUACAGUGGUUUGGGCAACAUUUCAGCCGUGGUUCUACUUCCCUUUUUUGUGUAUUUCCUGAACCUUGGAUUACGUGGAGCUGCACUUGCAACUAUUGCUUCACAAUAUCUUGGUAUGCUUCUACUUCUCUGGUCUUUAAGCCAAAGAGCAGUUCUACUACCACCAAAAAUCGAAGACCUAGACUUUGUUGGGUACAUAAAAUCUGGUGGCAUGCUGUUAGGGAGAACCCUUUCCGUUCUGAUAACAAUGACCCUUGGAACUGCAAUGGCUGCUCGGCAAGGCACACUAGCUAUGGCCGCUCAUCAAAUAUGUCUGCAAGUAUGGCUGGCAGUAUCAUUACUUUCGGAUGCAUUGGCUGUUUCUGCCCAGGCGUUGAUUGCAAGUUCAUUUGCUGAACUUGACUAUGAAAAGGUGAAGGAGGUCACGUACUAUGUAUUGAAGACAGGAGUAUUUGUUGGUAUUGCUUUAGCACUUCUUCUGUUUGCCUCUUUUGGUAGACUUGCAGAACUAUUCUCCAAAGAUCCCAUGGUUAUACAAAUUGUGGGGAGUGGUGUUUUGUUUGUUAGUGCUAGUCAGCCAAUCAAUGCCCUUGCUUUUAUCUUCGAUGGACUUCAUUUUGGUGUGUCAGACUUCUCGUACUCAGCUUCCUCCAUGAUGGUAGUUGGGGCACUAUCCUCUUUAUUUUUGUUGUAUGCUCCACAAGUUUUUGGCCUUCCUGGUGUUUGGGCUGGCCUUGCUCUUUUCAUGAGUUUGCGUAUGACCGCUGGAUUUUUGAGAUUGGGAUGGAGAGCAGGACCAUGGUGGUUUUUGCACCAGAAAGAACCGAAAUACAAGCUACAGUCAAGAAAAUGUUGAUGCCAGCAGCUGAUUAGCCAAAUGACAAGAUUAGGAUGGAGAAGGGGAGUCAUAAAAGGCGCACUGCAAUUUCCAAACAUGUUUACUUAGCAUUAUGUUGACUGCUGUUUGUGUCUUGGACCAUUAGGUAGUUUUGGAACUUACAGUUCAAGAUUAAAGGUACAUCAGACGAAGUUCACUUGUAUAUUUAACAUAGGUGAUGAUUGUUCAUUGUC
Molecule: messenger RNA, 2121 nt
Organism: Phragmites australis (common reed)
Lineage: Eukaryota; Viridiplantae; Streptophyta; Magnoliopsida; Poales; Poaceae
Product: protein DETOXIFICATION 45, chloroplastic-like
Exons: 14
Coding region: 197-1906 (569 amino acids)
Biological process (GO): transmembrane transport
Cellular component (GO): membrane
Molecular function (GO): xenobiotic transmembrane transporter activity; antiporter activity
Source: RefSeq, a predicted model, not a curated record